AUGCGCAAGAGAAGCCCAGCAAGAGCUACUAUUAAUUCUCCAUUAACCUCAGAUUUGAGAUCAUUCUCUGCCACUCCUUUUUCCCAACAACAACAACAACUCAACAAUUGCGCAACCCGAGCCACCUUGAAUACCAAUCUUGAUCAUAAUUCCUCCACUGAAUCGUCUUCCAAUAAUGAUUCUUCAUCCAGUGGAAACAUAUCUGAAAAGCCACUUUCGAGACAUUCACGAGAGAGUCUUGGCACUAUAUACAAUGAAGAUUCAUGUCAAUCGAAUACCAAUCCUGAGAAUACCAAUAAUUCUUCUGCUAGUGGAGUUGGUGGCCUUUCGUCCUUUGAUUCCUCUUUCCAACAUGCUCUCACCACUCAGGAAAACCUCAAUGAACCAAAUCGAUCAAAGAAACUAGAUGUUCUCUCAGCUGAUCAGAUACGACAAUACUUUUGCUAUACUCAACAAGAUGCUGCUCGUCUAUUGGGUGUCUCUGUAUCGACAUUGAAGAGACGUUUCUAUGAGCUCAAGUUGGGAAAGAGAUGGCCCUACAAGAGAACUAAGCAAACACCACGAAAGAGAAAGGAUAAGCAGACAAUGAGUGAGGAGAGACAACUCAUUGAUCAGGGUAUUAAGGCAUGCUCAAAUGUUAUGAUUCUCACUCCCAUGAAACAAUCACCAGUAGUACUACUGAUGGCCACAAGUAAGGGAAGCAAUAAUGGAUCUGCAAUUCUCAACCUUUCGAAUGGUUUCUCUAAUAAUGUAGAAGUUUCGGUAAGACAGCAAACACCACCAUCUGCUACAAGUAAUAUGAGUCAACAACAAUCAGUUUUCGAUAAGAGAAACUUGAAGAAUAAUCAAUCAUCCUAUUCGAGUGGUAUUGAAAAGCAACACAAGAUGAAUUCACCCUCUUCCAAUAAGGUACUUUCACCAAUCAAGAAUAUAUUACUCCAACAACAUUCCAAUAAUUCUGAAUUCUUAAGUAUUGUAAAUAGAUCUAGAUCCUCUUCCAAUCAUUCCAUGAGCAGUUCCUCAGUUUCUUCCACCAAUCCAAAUAAUCAGCAUCAUUCCUCAUCCAAUCACUCAUUACAAGAUGAAAAGGGAGCUCUUUCCACACAACCAUAUCCACAACUAAAUCACAAUUCUUAUCAUCCAUCCUCGUCCCCCCUCAAUAUGACGAGAAACGAAAAUUCAUGCAAGAGAGAAACAUCUAUGGAGCAAUCCAGAAAGAAACUUUCUCUCAGUUAUAUAUUGAAUCAUUCCGAUUGUAACAAUUCGAUAUCAUCCGAGCAAACUUCAUGA
Messenger RNA from Naegleria gruberi, 1290 nucleotides. RefSeq lists its product as uncharacterized. The coding region runs from base 1 to 1290 and encodes 429 amino acids. The transcript has 2 exons. The record is from RefSeq and is a predicted model, not a curated record. NCBI's taxonomy places the organism in Eukaryota, Heterolobosea, Eutetramitea, Acrasida, Naegleriidae.